CAGUGGUCGGGACGUGGCUCCUGAUGAGCCAGCAACUCCAGUGAGGGUGGAGUAACCAAAACUGUGUGUGUGUGUGUGUGUGUGUGUGUGUGUGUGUGUGUGUGUGUGUGUGUGUGUGUGUGUGAGAGAGAGAGAGAGAGAGAGAGAGAGAGAGAGAGAGAGAGAGAGAGAGAGAGUAUGAAUCAUGGGCUCACAUCUCCUCUCCAUCGCAGUAGUGAUAAUAGAUCAUACGGAGCAGCUCUCCUGCUUAUGAUGUAAUGUGGAUGCAGGAUAACAUAGGAACUAUUUACUGAAGCACUUUAAAGAAACAGAGAUCUUCCUCCUUCAUCAUCUGAAUCAUCUUUACCAUGUCAGUGAAGUCAGACAGAGUGCAGAAGAAAUGGGCGGUAGUGAAAAGUCACCUGGGCUCAUCUCAGGACUCAGACUCGAGCACUCAGGAGGCCAACCUAGAGAAUGCUGAACCCGAGCUGUGCAUCCGCCUGCUGCAGGUACCCACCGUGGUCAACUACUCUGGCCUGAAAAAGCGACUAGAGGGCAGUGAUCAGGCAUGGAUGGUACAGUUUCUCGAAUUGUCAGGCAUCGACCUGUUGUUGGAGGCCCUGGAUCGUCUCUCAGGUCGGGGCUGCUCGCGCAUAACCGACGCACUGCUCCAGCUCACCUGCGUCAACUGUGUCAAGGCUGUAAUGAACUCAUCCAUAGGGAUCCAUUUCAUCAUGGAAAAUGAGGGUUAUGUGCGUAAGCUCUCACAAGCUCUGGAUACAUCUAACAUCAUGGUAAAGAAGCAGGUGUUUGAGCUGCUGGCUGCUCUCAGCAUGUUUUCUGCAGAAGGUUACAGAUUGGCCCUGGACUCUCUGGACCACUAUAAGGCUGUAAAGAUGCAGCAGUACCGCUUCAGUGUGAUCAUGAAUGAGCUGCAGAACACAGAUAACGUGCACUACAUGGUGACACUGCUGAGCUUCAUCAACGCGCUCAUCUUCAGCAUUGAAGAUCUGCGCCAAAGGGACAAGAUGCGCAAAGAAUUCAUCGGUUUACAGCUGCUUGACCUCCUACCGAAGCUGAGGGAGGAGGAGGAUGAAGACUUGAUCAUCCAGUGUGAGGCAUUUGAGGAAGCCAUGGCUGAAGAUGAUGAGGAACUGUUAAGGCUUUAUGGAGGCAUUGAUAUGAGCAAUCACCAGGAAGUCUUCAUCACUCUGUUUAACAAAGUGAGUAGCUCCCCUGCAUCGCUUCAGCUGCUAUCCAUCCUCCAGACGCUGUUGGUGUUGGGACCAGAGCGGGCAGACAUCUGGCAGGCCUUGGAGGCACUAACCAAUCGUGCUGUCCUCCUGGCCCAGAACUGUGAGUCCACUCUCUGUCCAGAUCUCUCCAACAUGCUUUCAAAAUCAUCUCAAAUGGGGUCCUGUGAGACGAUCAUGCAGCGACUUGCUGUUUCCAAAGAUUCAUCCACCAGUUCUCAUUAUGUAGAUGCUCCACCUACCAAGAAAGCAGAGAAAGCAAUUCAGACCGAGCUGAUUAAUGGGGUGAAAGAAUCUUUAGAAAUUAUAUCCAAGGCCAACGAGGCAAUGCCUUUCUGCUCCAAAGAGAAGCUCUGCACCACCCAGCCUGCUCCUCCUUCUUCAACCCCACCUCCUUCAUCAUCUAUACCAAGCAUUGUGGGUGUUCCACCACCACCACCACCACCACCUAUACAAGGGUUUGGUGGUGUUCCCCCUCCACCUUUACCAGGCAUUGGUGCUCUUCCACCUCCUCCUCCACCUUUACCAGGCAUGGGUGCUUCUCCACCACCUCCUCCACCUUUACCAGGCAUGGGUGCUCCUCCACCACCUCCUCCACCUUUACCAGGCAUGGGUGCUCCUCCUCCUCCACCUUUACCAGGAAUGGGUGCUCCUCCACCUCCUCCACCUUUUCCAGGCAUGGGUGCUCCUCCUCCACCACCUUUGCCUGGCAUGGGAAUGCCACCACCGCCUCCACCCUUCCCAGGGAUGGUACCUCCUUGCCCACCUCCUAUGGGGGGAGAUAUAAUAGUAGCCCAAAAUGUUCAGUUUUUGGGAAGAUCUUACAGCAUGCCAUUGAAGACUGGUCCAUAUCCUACACUUAGGAUGAAGAAGCUCAACUGGCAGAAGCUCAACUCCAGAGCGGUCACUGAUGGUUUCAAUAUAUGGGCCUCAGAACAAAUCAGUUCCACUGUGGAACCAGACUACACCAGCAUUGAGCAACUCUUCAGUCUCCCAGUGACCGAGCCCAAAGAGAAGGGCCCAGCUGCUCCUGCCAAGAAAGAACUCAAAGAAAUUUCCUUUAUUGAUUCCAAGAAGAAUCUGAAUCUGAAUAUCUUUCUCAAACAAUUCAAAUGCUCUAAUGAGGAGUUUGUGGGCAUGAUUCAGAAGGGGGAUCGUUCCAAGUUUGACGUUGAGGUGUUGAAACAGCUACUGAAGCUCCUUCCAGAGAAGCAUGAGAUCGACAACUUGAACUCUUUCCAAGGAGAGCGAGACAAGCUUGCCAAUGUCGACAAGUUUUACCUUUCGCUCCUCGCUGUUCCCUGCUAUCAACUGAGGAUUGACUGCAUGUUGUUGUGUGAGGAGACUUCGUCUGUGCUAGAGAUUCUGAAGCCCAAAGCACAGCUGGUGGACGAGGCGUGUAAGAGUCUCAGAAAGAGCACACUGCUGCCUAGUUUCUGCAGGUUAAUCCUACGAGUUGGAAACUUCCUCAACUAUGGAAGUCAUACAGGAAAUGCUGAAGGAUUCAAGAUUAGCUCAUUGCUGAAGCUGACAGAAACCAAAGCCAACAAGGGCCGUAUCACUCUGUUACACCACAUCCUCGAGGAAGCAGAGUUGAACCACCCCGAGCUUCUGAACCUUCCUGAAGACAUUGAAAGCUGUGAAAGAGCUGCAGGAAUAAACCUAGAUUGUAUUCAAGCUGAGGCCAAUGCGCUGUCCAAGCGUUUAAGGGACACCGAGAAAAAAGUCUCUUCGUCAGUUCAGGAUCUACAAGAGCAAUUUUUAAGUAUUAUCAAGGAGAACCUUCAUUCAUGUAAUGAUUUGGAGGAUAGUUUUGCUGAAAUUGAGAAGAACAAGGAAGCUCUGGCUCAGUACCUAUGUGAGGAUACUGCUCAGUUGUCACUAGAGGAACUCUUUAGCACCAUCAAGACUUUCCGAGGGCUUUUCCUCAAAGCAUUAAAGGAGAACAAGAUCCGCAAGGAGCAAGCUGCCAAAGCGGAGAAGAGGAAAAAGCAGCUGGCAGAGGAGGAGUCCAAGCGACAGAAAGGAGAGAACGGCAAGAUCAUUAGAAGAGGUGCUGUGCCUCAGGAGGAUGGCUGCAUCAUUGACAACCUUCUGGCUGACAUCAGAAAAGGUUUCCAGCUUAGAAAGACCAGGCCAAGGUGCGAAACGGAAAGUGCCCCCUCUAGUGAAAUGCAUAGGGACACCGCACCAAAUGCCAAGUGUGCAGAAGGAGAAGUCACAUCAGGUGUAGCUCAGGACCUCCCUCAUCCUCACUCAGAGGAGACAAGCGUCGAAGAACCAGUCAGCGCUUCCUCCACCAGCCCCAGAGGAGAAACAGCCACCACAGUAACUGGUAAAGAAGCUCCACUCAAACAUCAAGAGACCCAGCUAGUCCUCUCAGAUGAAAACACCCUGUCUAACAAUACAGCUACACCAAUGAAGCCUUCAGCAGAGCUUCCUCCAGUUCAGGAUUACAUAAAAGAUCACAAAGAAGCACAAACUCUUCCAAAUGAAAUCCUUAGUGAGAGAAAAUCUUCCAACGAGACUCCACCAACAGAAAAGACUUCUGUGGACACACCAUUCUCUAUAGUGCCUCCAUCUACUGUGAACCCAUCUGCAGGAAAAGAUGGCACACAACGUAACUGUAACUCUAAUAAUAGCCAAGUCAAUGAUCAUCAAUCUUCUAUUGAUACCACAUUAAAAAACAUGACAAAUGUCAACUCUGGUGCUCAUACUGACUCGAAUGUGAAUGGAAAUGGCACGGUCACUGAUGACAUGGUGCCUAAAAGCCAAGAACAGAAUGCAAAGAGAGACUCAAGCAAAACUCAAGUAGAAUCUAGCAGCACCACUGAGACUUCUGUUGCAGGAAACAAUAACAGAAAUACAGAGAUGCCGUGUGAACCUGAUGUGCCUGACGGAGCGCAUGCUGUGGAUGGCUCUGCCCCCUCUAAUCCUCCUGUCUCUCAGCCGAAAUCACACAGACUACUUCGAGGACGUAAAAAAAGUAAUAAAGAAGCUGAGGGUAACAGCGAGGGAGACAGUAAAAAGAACUGUGUGUUGCAGUAAGGGAGACCCAAGAAAGGGAAACCACGAGGGAAGAGAUGAAGCCUUAAUUGUACUGUAUGUGUAUUCAAGAUUCACUUUUAAAGCUCCCUUUAAAGGCUCUUUCACACACAACACACGGAAACCAAGGGCUUAUCCCACAGAGCAGAAGCAAAAUUUUGGUGUGUGCCGACGGACAACGUUCUGAUAUUUUAAUGAAAAAAAAAAUUAUUAUAAAAAAUAUUACUUUUUGAAACCGCUUACUUUUGCUCUGUAGAGUUGAGUGUGGCCAAAUAUUUCAAUAGUUUGUGCACUAUAUUAUGAUAAGCCAGAUUGUUGUUUACAUAUAGAUAAAUAUAUCUGGGAGCAGUGGACAAAAAAUCGAAACGAUUUCUGUAUAUUGGAAUUAUGUGUAUUUAGCAGUAAUAGUGUAAGAUGGUCCGGUGUUCCAGAUCUGAAUCAAAAUUGUGCUGUAAUAUUUUAAUGUAGAUAUAGUUCUGAGUGAAUGUACAGUAUCUGUUUAAGGGGACAGAAAGUAUUCUAUGAUGUGGUUUGUUAUAGCAAUAUAACCAUCUCUUAUAGCACAGAUUUUGAAUUAAUUUUGAAUUGCUCUUUGGAGUUAAUAAGGUUGGCAGCUUGGCUUUAAAUAUCACUUAAUCUUGUGCAAACCUGCCUGGAAAACUGGUCCCAUAUUUUAUUUGGCUGUCUUAGUAAUCAUAUAAAUGUUAUAUUUAUGACUGACUACUUGGGAUAUUGUAUGAUAAGACCUAAGGAAAAUUAUUUAGUUGAUAUCUAUCUCUUGCAAUGUUGUUAUUGAAAUAAAUACAGCUUGUUGAGUAUGCUGUGGUUGGUGUAAUUUACAGUAACUGUUCUGGAUGGACACUUAAUUUAACCAACUAACAGUCAACAUAAGACAACAUUAAGUUCUUGAACUCUGUUGGUCGAUUUCAAGUUUUUGUUUGUUUGUUUUUUACUUAAUGCUAAAAGACAAUGUAUCAACAUUUAACAACGUGCUUUUAAUAAACUCAUGUCAAAUCCCAACAAUAAUUCAACACACAAUGAAAAAAAAAUGUUGGUUCAGCUUUUUGAUUAUUCUCUGAGAUGUGACAGAUUGUAUUAAUGAUGUAUUUUCUUCAAUAUAACUGUACUUCACUAAGUACCUUUUAUGAACAAACUUUAUGUAACUAUUUUUUAUAAUGGCCAUUUUGAUAAAGAUAUCCAUUUAUGUUUUCAGUUCUUUGUGUUCACUAUAAAGUAAUUAAAAAUAAUAACUAAUACUGAGACGUAAGAGCUUAUGCACUGAACAUUUUGUGUGAUGCAUUAUUCACAAUAAAUACAGCUGAUGUACAACAA
This is a messenger RNA of Tachysurus fulvidraco (yellow catfish), 5609 nucleotides long. RefSeq names its product inverted formin 2 (gene inf2). Gene Ontology annotation, molecular function: actin binding; small GTPase binding. The transcript has 23 exons. Gene Ontology annotation, biological process: actin cytoskeleton organization. The record is from RefSeq and is a predicted model, not a curated record. Bases 348 to 4280 code for a protein of 1310 amino acids. Lineage: Eukaryota; Metazoa; Chordata; Actinopteri; Siluriformes; Bagridae.